AUGAAAUCAUUUAAAUUAAGAUCUUACACUAGAUUAGAAGAAGAUUUGAAUUAUGGUGCUUACGAGUUGCCAGGAUUUAAUUAUUUAUUUGUGCUAAAUAAUGCUGUUUCUUCAAAAGAUAAUAGAUACAUUGCAUGCCCUGUUUGAAGGAGCGAUCUAGGGUUAUUAAUUAGAAUAUGAGACACAAAUGCAAAGAAUUCAUCUAAUAUUAUAUCAGAAAUCUAUGCCUCACAAUUGUAUACUCUUAUAUAUCCAGUCAGCAUGCAGUUUAUUGGAAAUUCAAUACUUACACUCUAUAUUAGUUAUGGAAAUGAAUAUUGAAGUUAUAAAAUUAAUGAAAAUUAUUUGAUAUUCCCUAAAAUGAGCAAAGAAGAGUACUCAGAAAUGACUAAUUUGUGGGGAACAAACUCGUUUUAUUUGUAUAUUAUUGCAGAAAAUGCCAAUGGAGAGGUUGCCUCUAAGUAUCUUUAUUUUAAUAGAGAGGUCAGAGGAAAGAAAAGUGAUAAUUAUUGAUGGAUUUGGGUUUUAGUUUCUAUAGCAAUUGUUGCUUGCAUCAUUGGAGGGGGGCUUUAUAUUAGGAAACUGUUGAAAGCCCAUAGACGUCGAUCUUUAGAGUUAAUUCUUAUGAGAGAAAUUCAUAAUAAAGAGGGUUUACAAGACACAGAGCUAAAUUAA
This is a messenger RNA of Blepharisma stoltei, 675 nucleotides long. The record is from the annotation of a GenBank genome assembly. NCBI's taxonomy places the organism in Eukaryota, Ciliophora, Heterotrichea, Heterotrichida, Blepharismidae.